Molecule: messenger RNA, 801 nt
Organism: Penicillium brevicompactum
Lineage: Eukaryota; Fungi; Ascomycota; Eurotiomycetes; Eurotiales; Aspergillaceae
Product: alpha/beta fold hydrolase
Exons: 1
Coding region: 1-801 (266 amino acids)
Source: RefSeq, a predicted model, not a curated record
AUGUCGUCAGAAACGCCCCAAACUCUCAGCUACACCAUGCACAACAACUCAGGUGCGGAAACGAUUGUCCUUAUCCACGGAGGUUUCAGCAGCAGUAAGGAGUGGGAGAAGGUGCUUCCAGCGUUAUCGGAAAAAUACCACAUCUUGAUCCCAGACCUCCCGGGUCACGGUGCCUCCUCGCACGUACCCUUCAGUGUCGAGCUAUCGGCAAAGUUAAUCCUGGAUCUGAUCAGCGCACUUGCCCACAAUGGUCGUGCGCAUGUAAUUGGCUUCAGUCUCGGUGCACACGUUGCUGCUUGUGUUGCAGAACUUGCUGCCCCAGGCCAGGUUUCUUCGCUCUUCGCUACUGGAUACAAUUCUUUUGCCCCACCUAAAUUUGUCAUUCCGAUCUUGACUGCCUUUGUUUAUGCUCUCAGUCACUUUCUGAUCGGUUUGACUGAUCCACGAGCUCAGUGGGAUGCCUGGGUAUCGGGAACUUGCUCAUUUGCACUUGCAGGUGCCGUUGUGCGCUCUUUGUGUGAUGGGCGUGAAUUGGGGAAGAUCCCCGUGAGGUCUUUGAUCAUCGCUGCUACAGGAGGAGUUCUUCUACCUAAAGAUAAGGUGGGCAGUGCGAGAGAACUGUUUGGAGUCGUUGUUGAUGGAUUGUAUGGAGGUAGUCGGGUAGUGCAAAAUCGUGGGGUGAAUCAUCCUUGGCAUGUCAGUUCCUCGAAGCUGUUUUCGGAGACGGCGUUGGCUUGGAUUGAGGAAAGAGAAUUGCCCAUCUCUUUUGAAGAUAUUGAGACCGCGAGCGUGAAGAUUUAG